Molecule: messenger RNA, 1446 nt
Organism: Vairimorpha ceranae
Lineage: Eukaryota; Fungi; Microsporidia; Nosematidae
Product: atp-dependent rna helicase
Exons: 1
Coding region: 1-1446 (481 amino acids)
Biological process (GO): rRNA processing
Cellular component (GO): nucleolus
Molecular function (GO): nucleic acid binding; ATP binding
Source: RefSeq, a predicted model, not a curated record
AUGAAGACAGAUGAAGAAAUUUUACAAAAUGAAAAUAUUAAUUUUAAUGAUAAAAAAAUAAAAGGAGGAUCUUUUAAGACACUUAAUUUACAUAAACAGUUAUUAUAUAACAUCCCUUUUAUUAAUCCCACACCAAUUCAGCGAAAAAUUAUUCCAAUGAUUUUAGAGCAUAAAUCAGUGAUGGGCAUUGGAAGAACAGGAAGUGGAAAAACUUUCUGCUAUCUAAUCCCUGCAAUACAAAAGGCUUUAGAAAAUAAAAAUAUACUUAUUUUAGUACCAACAAGAGAAUUAAUUAAUCAAGUUAAUAGAAAUAUAAAAUAUCUUACUAGAAAUAUAGAACUAGAUGGUAUUAUAGAAGUUAAUACACCUGGUAGAUUUAAUUAUGAAAAUAAAAAUAUCAAAAUUGAUUUAUUAGUGGUUGAUGAGAUAGAUCGAAUAAUUGAAGAAAAAGAUUUAAAACAGGAAUUUAAUAUUAUUAAUGAUAAAUUAGAGUGUCAAAAAGUCUUUUUUAGUGCUACUAAACCAGAUAUUCAUGUAGAUUGUAAAAUUAUAGAAGUAGAUGCAAAGAUUAAUGAUAAUAUUAAUUAUAAUUUUUAUUAUUUACCUAGUAUUUCUAAGGAGAGUGUAUUACUUAACACACUACACUCACUAAAAAUAAGUAAUAAUAAAGGAAAUAAGGUUAUUAUCUUUGUUAGUACAAAAUACACUGUAGAUUAUUUACUAGAAAUACUAAAAGAUUAUAAUUAUUUAUGUAGGGGCAUUUACAGUAGCAUGGAUAACCAAGCAAGGAUAGGAAAUUUUAAAGAUUUUUCUAAGGGUUUAUUUAAUAUUCUUAUAGUCACAGAUGUAGCAGCCCGUGGAUUAGAUAUUCCUCUUUUAGAUGUUGUAAUAAAUUAUGAUUUAUCAGAUGAGAGAACUUUUUUACACAGAGUUGGACGUAUAAGAGGAGCAGGUGUAUGUUAUUCAUUUGUUACAUAUAAUGAUAUAUUCCAUUUCUUUAAUAUUCAAGAAACACAUCUUAAAGAUAUAGAAAUAGGACUAGUACCGAAUGAUAUCUUAGAUGAAUAUGAUUUAUCAAAAUAUCUUCCUCUUAAAGCUAAGACAGAGAAAGGAUAUGAAAAGUGCCUUAAAUUUAGAAGUAAGGUAAGUGUACCAGAAGAAUAUAAAGAUAAAAUAAGUACUUUUACAGUACAUAAAAAUUUUAAAAUUAAAGAAUCUUUGUGUAUGAAGUUACAAAAACAUUUUAACAAAAUAAAGAAAGAAGAGAAUAUUACAGUAAAAGAUAUAGAUGUUAUUAAUAAAUAUAAGGAUCAGUUUUAUAUUCCAUAUAAUAGAAAAGAUACUAAAAUACAUAGUAGUGCCUUUGGAGUAAUGAAAGAUGACUACAUUUUGGAAAAGAAAGAGAAAUUUAAAUAUAAACGUGCGAAGAUGCACGCAAAAAAGUAA